AUGGAGCCGGACGGCCAUUGCCAUCCCCCUUGUGCUCCAGGAAAUGAGUCCUGUGCGACCGAUACCGGCUGUGUUUGCGAGUCCAACGAGAUCAGCUGCACCAACGUGGACAUGGGGGUGUUGGGUGUGAAGAAAGUAAGCGAUUUGUGGAGGUAUCUUGAGCUUCUGAGUGCACAAGAUGUCCAACGACACUGGCCUCACGGAGUGCUUCCCAGCCGAGACUUGGCAGACCUCUUCCUCGAGAAAGGGACAGAGCCCGAAUAUUAUCCCAACGGCUGCCCUCUCGAAUGCAGCCACGACCAGAUGUACUGCUCCAUCGUGUCCUUCGACCAAGACGGCUUGAUGCUCUGGGAGGAUUACUGCGAGGACGGCGAGGCCAACAACUGGCAUUGCCCGGUGAUCUGCAAAGCCGACAGCGCACAGAAGUGUGGAACCGGAUUCGACGAGUACUGCGUAUCCCUCGGAGAGACUUGCCCAGUCAUUUGCGAGGAGCAGUACUGCUGGACCGACAACUUCGCGGCGAACGGUGAUUGGUUGAGCACCACGGAGUCCUGCGCUACCUGGGGCGAGGAAUGCCCAUGUGGAACAGAAGCUGUCCGCUGCACUGACCCAAACAAUGCUGGCGACUCCUGGUGCAGUCCAACCUUCUACGGCUGCCCGCUCAUCUGCAAUGAACUCACCGAGAAGACGUGCUUUCCCAUCUCGUACACGCCGGAGGGCGAGUUUGACUGGGAGGCUCCGGCGACGGAGAGCUGUCAGAACAUCACCAGGUCGUGCCCCUGCGGCGCGAAUGCAAAGAUGUGCCGGUGGACGGACGAGUUCGGGCUGGAGAACGAAGAGUGCUUCCCGACGGCAGACAACUGCCCUGUGACUUGCACCGCCGCCCAGCAGAUCUGCUGGCUCAAUGACUACGAUGCCUUCGGAUACCCAGCGGAGUUCCGGGAGGUCUGUGCUCCGGCCGGCGGAGAGUGCCCCUGCGGUAGCAACGCCAAGCCAUGCAAGGACCAGUUCGGAGAUACGCACUGCUACCCACUGGUGGACUGGGAAACCAACGGUGCCCCUGAACUGCGGGGAUUUGGAUUUGGCAGCGCUCCGGGAUUCUCGAGCACUUGUCGGAGCGCGCAGAGCAUCAGGGGUCGCUAG
Messenger RNA from Symbiodinium sp. CCMP2592, 1143 nucleotides. NCBI's taxonomy places the organism in Eukaryota, Dinophyceae, Suessiales, Symbiodiniaceae. The record is from the annotation of a GenBank genome assembly.